GUCUGGUUCUUUCUCCGACCUCUCACAUCUACUGGUCCGGUCUAUCAUUUUCAUUGGCCAUGAUUCUCCUGCGGUCUUCCGUUUUACUCCUAUUUUGUGGAAUCUUCUGCUGCCAAGAGUCUGUGACCACUGCAUCGCCCAUUAACACAACACAACUCCACCCAACUGGCCAACAGCAAGAAUCGCUCCUUCCGACGAUUACACCAGAAGAUUCACCCAGGGAGAAUGAAGCAGAAAAGUUGGCUCAGUCUGAGAAUGAGACUGUGGUGGAUGAUCAAACUGAACCUAAAGCUACACCAGAUGACCUGCAGUUUAUAGCAAGGAGGAGGAAGUGUUGCGAAGAUGGCCGCCAGCACUUUUACAAGAAUGGAAAUUGCGCCAACAGGUCGAGGGAAGAGAAUGAAGCAGUGGGGCUGUGGUGUGAUCAGAAAUUCCUGGAUUGCUGCGUCUUUAUGGAAGCGUACUAUAUGGGGCCAGUGGAUGGGUGCCGUGGCCGAAAUAAGCUGUGUCGUUCUCAACUUCCCACUCCAGGGACUUUACCAGAAGGUUCACCCAGAGGGAAUGAAGCAGAAAAGUCGGUUCAGCCUGAGAAUGUGACAGUGGUGGACAGCCGUGAAUCCCAAACCAAACCUAGCGCUACACCAGAUGACCUGCAGUUUAUAGCAAGGAGGAGGAAGUGUUGCGAAGAUGGCCGCCAGCACUUUUACAAGAAUGGGAAUUGCGCCAACAGGUCGAGGGAAGAGAAUGAAGCAGUGGGGCUGUGGUGUGAUCAGAAAUUCCUGGAUUGCUGCGUCUUUAUGGAAGCGUACUAUAUGGGGCCAGUGGAUGGGUGCCGCGGCCGAAAUAAGCCGUGUCGUUCUCAACUUCCCACUCCAGGGAAUUUACCAGAAGGUUCACCCACAGAGAAUAAAGUAGAAAAGUCAGUUCAGCCUGAGAAUGUGACAGUGGUGGACAGCCGUGAAUCCCAAACCAAACCUAGCGCUACAGCAGAAGCUACACUGGGAGGAGAAAAUGUAACGUUAAACUCCAUGUCUCCCACAAACAACCCAUUGUUUAUAUCAAAGAGGAGGAAAUGUUGUGAAGAUGGCCGUCAGCACUUUUACAUGAAUGGGAAUUGCGCCAACAGGCCAAGGGAAAAGAAUGAAGCAGUGGGGCUGUGGUGUGACCAAAAAUUCCUGGACUGCUGCGUCUUUAUGGAAGCGUACUAUAUGGGGCCAGUGGAUGCAUGCCGAAAUAAACAGUGUCAUUCCCAACUUCCCAGUCCAACCGACACCUCCCGUGUGACAAAUACACCGCUGAACUAG
This is a messenger RNA of Staurois parvus, 1304 nucleotides long. The record is from the annotation of a GenBank genome assembly. Lineage: Eukaryota; Metazoa; Chordata; Amphibia; Anura; Ranidae.